AUGGAACAUAUUUUUUAAAUAGAUGGGAGAAAAUAAAAAUUUUGAAUUGAUGUAAGUGUUGAAAAUUUAUUUUUCUAUAAAAUUAGUGGAGGUGGAUUAUAUGUAGGUUAAGGAGAGAAAGGUUAUUCAGUCAAAGCUGGAGGGUGGAUUGAAAUUAGCGAUAGUUUUUGGGAGUAUAUAAAUUUAUAUCAAAUAGUCAAAGCGAAGUUACUUACCAGGGUGAAUAUAACUAAGGUAUUAAAAUUGGGAGAUGGGAUAUUUACUUUAAAGACAUAAUUUCUAAGAAGAAUCAAUUAAUGUAAAUGAAAAAAUCUAAAUUUAUGCUCAAAAAGUGGUGGUGGAUCAUAUGACGUGAAGUAAGAAAGUUGCUCGAUUAAGAUUGGAAAGUGGAUAGAGUUGAGUGAUGGAUAUCGUUGGAGCGAUUAAAUCAUUUAACAAGGUGAAUAUUUAAUGGGUAAAAAGUUUGGUCGAUGGGACUUAUUUAAUAAAAAGGGAGGGGAAUAAAAAUAAGAAUUUAAAUUUAUGUAGAAUAAUAAAUUAUUUUCAAAUAGUGGAGGUGGAUAAUAUGAAAUUAAGAAAGAAGAUGCUUUUAUUCUGGGUUCAAUUAAGACUGGUAGAUGGAUUGAGUUAAGUGAUGAAUUUUGGAAGUAUUAAAUCAUUAGAAUUAAAGUUAGAGUGAAGUUCUUUUUGAUGGUGAAUACAAUAAUGGUUUAAAAAUUGGUAGAUGGAAUAUUAACUUUAUAGAUACAAGAACGAAAAAAAUAUCAUAGAUGUAGGGAAAUUAUAUUUAUAUUAAUUAAAGUGGUGGUGGUGAAUAUUCUACCAAGCUAGGCGAGGAUUGCUGUAUAAUUUCAUAUAAAACGGGAAAGUGGAUUACCUUGGUUGAUGGGUUCACGUGGAAUAAUUAAAUUACAUAUAAUGGAGAAUUUAAAGAUGGUAAAAAAGUUGGUAGAUGGAAUACGAUGGAUUUACAAAGAAAGGGUAAUAAAAAAAUGUAAAACAUUAUUAUAAAUAAUAAAAAUAAUUAGUGAUGAAAAGAUUUUUAAUAAUUAUUAGAGAGAGAAUGAAUGA
Paramecium primaurelia is the source of this 1071-nucleotide messenger RNA. NCBI's taxonomy places the organism in Eukaryota, Ciliophora, Oligohymenophorea, Peniculida, Parameciidae. The record is from the annotation of a GenBank genome assembly.